Molecule: messenger RNA, 3084 nt
Organism: Coregonus clupeaformis (lake whitefish)
Lineage: Eukaryota; Metazoa; Chordata; Actinopteri; Salmoniformes; Salmonidae
Product: ephrin-A2-like
Exons: 4
Coding region: 1148-1774 (208 amino acids)
Biological process (GO): axon guidance; ephrin receptor signaling pathway; osteoclast differentiation
Cellular component (GO): plasma membrane
Molecular function (GO): ephrin receptor binding
Source: RefSeq, a predicted model, not a curated record
GCCAGAGCGAGCAAGCCAUGUGCUGACGGACCGAGAGGGCGCGCAAGAGAAAACCACAGUGACUCAAAAAAAGGGGGGAAAUAAUUUCAGCUCCACUGGUCUAUACACCACACACAGGGACGAGGUUAGCGCGAUACCAGACAUGAAGCGAAAUUAGCCUUUUCUCAACAGCAACCCCAAACAACACAGGAAUAGCAGCAGCAACUUCGCAAAUGAUGCGGCGUUCCCGUUUCUCCACUUCAUGCUUUGUUAGGUAGGACGCGGUAAGCACGUAUCAAGAAAGCAACUUAUCCUAUUGAUAACUUUUGCCUGAGAAUGAAACGGAGGACAGUAACCACGGACUACAUGAAAUAGUUGCGGAGAAGAGCAGGACGUUUCUUGUGAGCCAAUGGUUCUUCACUGGCUAUCGCUCUGCUGCAACAUUGUGAUAUUUUGAGUUUCUUCUGAAAGAACAACAAUCGGUCGCUUGACUGAAACAUUGUAUCUCACAAAACGGACCUAUAAACACUGCGUUGAAGGGACAUCGUUAAGCGUGCAAAUGUUUAGAAUAAAAAGCAUAUUGAUUUGGAAGACCAUCAAUUGAGGGACACAGCUGAAUGGAUGUUUGCGAGUUCUAUUUACGACGACGAAAGUUUUAGAAAGUAGCCUAUGCCAUGCUGGAAAGGAAUGGAUUUAAAGGACAGACAACUGUAUACUUGGCGUCAGUGAAUAUUAAACAAGAUAUGAUGAAUGUCGCGCAAUGUGUUCAAAUAAGGCAUUUAUCACUUACAGUUAGGCUAUUGAUGAAAAUGGAUUUUAAUAGUUAUUGGAAGAGCUUGCCGUGCAAAAGGAGAGCAACGACCUGAGUCACACUAAAUAAACAACAUUGAUGAAUCUUCAUGGAACGUAAUCUAAUUUAACUUCAUAGUCUCUGCUUGGACUCACUAAUGUUCUCACGAAUGGGAAUGUAUAGCUACAUAGGCCUACAUUGUAAAUCUGAAGACGAAAAACUGCAGCUGAGAGCACCUGGAAUUUGAAUGUGGACUGCAACCAACCUCGUGCAUCAUGAAUGACACCAUGUCCAUUUGAACAGCGAUAAGAAACACUGUACUUGUAUCAGUAUAACUUAUAGACAACAACGCGACGAAUUAUAUAGCCUUUGCUCAUAAUGGACAAGAACUAUUUCGCUUUUCAAAUGGAGUUGACACUUAUGGUUGUUGCCAUGUUAUCUUGGGUCGCGGUAUGGGCAGACGAUAGCAAAAUUAUAUCAGACAGAUAUGCAGUCUACUGGAACAGCACGAACCACAGGUUUCUCCAUGGGGAGUACACAGUGGAGGUGGCCAUCAACGACUACCUGGACAUCUACUGCCCCCACUACGAGGACCCGCUCCCCCAAGAGCGCAUGGAGCGCUACAUCCUCUUCAUGGUCAACUACGACGGCUACACCACCUGCGACCACCGCAUGAAGGGCUUCAAGCGCUGGGAGUGCAACCGGCCCCAGAGCCCCAACGGACCGCUCAAGUUCUCAGAGAAGUUCCAGCUCUUCACCCCAUUCUCGCUAGGCUUCGAGUUCCGGCCGGGCCACGAGUACUACUACAUCUCGUCUCCACAUCCUAACCUUGUUGGGAAACCCUGUUUGAAGUUGAAAGUCUAUGUCAAGCCCACAAAUGACUCAGUGUAUGAGUCCCCAGAGCCCUUCCUGACAGACGACAGCACCGGUGGCUGUUGCGUGGCCGCCCCUUGCUUCUCCCUCAUGCUGGCCAUGCUGCUCACGCUACUCCUGUCCUCCUCAUAGCAUCUUGGGCCCGCCGGCCGUACCCCCCUUGAAACGGAACCCCACCCCCACCCGACUUCCCAUUGAAUCUUCCGCCUCUGAACCCUGCAAGGAGACAUGUCUCCUCCACACCCCAUCUCCCCCCGCCUGUCUUCUCCUCCUCUCAUAUCGGUCCACUCUCCUCCACCCUCCACCCUCAUCCCCUCGACAUGCACCAUCUGGACACUGUAAACUCAUACUGCCCCUCCCUCCCUCCCUCCCCCCCACCCAGAACCCUCCAACUCCUCAGCGUAACCCUUGCUUCAUGACCUCUGGCCUCUGACCCUCAGCCCACAGCUCAAGUCCAGGUGGUGAUUAAGUGGAGUAGUCCUGGGGGACCAGGAAGGAGUCCCUUAAAGACAGGAGUCCCUUAAAGACAGGAAGGAAUCCCUUAAAGACAGGAAGGAGUCCCUUAAAGUCCUUACAAAAACAGCCUCCCAGCUGCAGAGGAGUGUUGGGAUGUGCAGGAAAUGGAGGGUGUUUUGAACCGAACUGAGCACGAACUCCCCUCCUACUGGUCUGGAUGGUCGAUGGUCGACAGUGACUGUUGUCGUCGACAGCGACGUCUUCUCCACUUAAGGACUCUCUCAUGUGCAUCUUCAUCUUCGGACUGUUUGUGUUUCUCUUUGAGUCUUUGUGCUUUGAUUAUGCUCAAUAGCGUCCCACUUGUACAUGUUCAUUCUGUUACAGUGUAUUGUACAGUAGUAUAUUUCUUUGUCACCUUGGCUCCUGCAGUGAUAGAUCAAAGGUGAACCUUCUCUUUAUUUCUCUCUCUCUCUCUCUCUCUCUCUCUCUCUCUCUCUCUCUCUCUCUCUCUCUCUCUCUCUCUCUCUCUCUGUGUCUCUCUCUCUCUCUCUCUCUCGUGUCUCUGACCAGUCUCUAACGUCUUUGCAAUUUCUAGCAGUAGCAUCCCAGAGUAGAUGAGGACCUUUUCUGUAAAUCUGCCAAAGACACUUGUUUAACUUUUAUACUGGGAGAACAGGGGGGUGGGACGGCGCUGUCGUGGCUCUCCAACGAGGUCGUAAGCAGCCAUAGAGCUCUGUGUAGACCCUCCCAAACAUGCCAUAGGGGUCCCAUCCCGGACAGGGCAGUGUACAAUUUUUAAAAAGAGGAUCUAUUUGUCAUACAAAAAAAAGAAUGUUAUGUAAAAACAAACAAAUGCCUUUUUUCCACUGGUGCUGAAUUCAAAACGAGUCUCUCCAUCUCAUGCUGCGGUGCUCUCUUUCUCAUUCUCACUACUCUCUCUCUACCCCUCUUCUCUCUCUCUCUCUCUCUCUACCCCUCUUCUCUCU